Molecule: messenger RNA, 537 nt
Organism: Fusarium coffeatum
Lineage: Eukaryota; Fungi; Ascomycota; Sordariomycetes; Hypocreales; Nectriaceae
Exons: 1
Coding region: 1-537 (178 amino acids)
Source: RefSeq, a predicted model, not a curated record
AUGGAAAUCUGUACGGAAGCAGAUCUGACCUCAGUCUCACAGAGACUGCACAACCACUUCGCAACACUUACCUUGGAUCGACAGAACCGAGUAGGAUUACUGAAGAAAACAAGUUGGGCACUGUACGACAAAGAGUAUAUGGGGAGAUUGAUCGACGAUAUCGCCACGUCCAUCAACGAACUCGAAAAGGUCUUUCCCGUUGCACCCCAAGCUAUACAGCGCCUUGCCAGGAUGGAGGUUGAAGAGCUGAAUGAUGAGCACGAGUUGAAAAUGCUCCAGGAUGUUACCAAAGGCUUGGAUCCCGUCUUGAAAGAUAUGACCGAGCACAGGCUUCAAGAGCUCACAGGGAAGAACUCGGCUGGGCGAGUCGCGGGGAAUGGAAGCGUCAACAUUGGACAUACUUUUGUGAAAGAUUCGUUUGUUCAGGGUCAAGGGCCCAGAGACAACACGACCAACCACGUCGAUGAAAUUGAUGGUGGAGAAAAGUCGCGGGUUAAUGUUGGUAACACUUAUGGUGGAAAGGGAUUUUGGGACUGA